Messenger RNA from Seminavis robusta, 1095 nucleotides. The record is from the annotation of a GenBank genome assembly. Lineage: Eukaryota; Bacillariophyta; Bacillariophyceae; Naviculales; Naviculaceae.
AUGCCAUCAUCGCCUGUAAUCAACAUCCCCUCUAUUGAUGGAGCUGCCAUUCGUCGUAGGCUUGACAGGGCCUAUCGUGCUCCUUCCCACAAAUACGGGAAGGAACCGCCUGAUCCUGACGUCGGGCUCAUGACAAUUGAAGUUAGAUUCUUUCCUCAUCAUUCCUGCGCUGUAAUGAAGGUACUUCUCACGAUACCAGAAAGAAUCACAGUGGGAGAGCUAAAACAGCAAGUAUUGGAGCAGGCAGCUAUUGAGCCAGAAAUCAGACAAAAAAUGAACAACCAGAACGCACACUUACGACUCUUUCUCGAUGACGGUAAAGAGGAAGAGCUCGUUCCCAGCAGUUCUCUGCUUAUUGAAGAUCAUGGUUUUCGCACUGCUUCCCAUCUGAUGGGGAGAAGAAAGGAUCGAGCUUAUCUUCUCCUGAUUGCAGAAUACAUCCUAGAUAUACACGUAACCAGAUAUCCUGAGGCUAGUCGACAACAUCUUGCGACUAAUAAUUUAUCACAAGAAGACGAGGUUUGCAGCUCUGGUGGUGAAUUUGGACUUGGCUGUGUGGUUAGGGUGCCUAUUACUGGUGUUUACGGUCUUAACAGAUUGCACCACAUCAAAGAGAUGAUCAGUCUGGAAACCAAUAUGCCAACCAGCCGUCUGCGAAUCUACCGCAAGGGUCAAGAAAACGCAGACACCGUCACAAUGUAUGUUCCGUUGAAUGCAAAUCGCGAACAAUGGUACACAAUGUGGGUGAAUGAUUGGGAGAUAUCUGUUCGAACACUACAGGGUACUGUGUUCCUUUUGGGAGUAGACUCUGACCAAACUGUUGAAGAUCUUCAAAAGCAAAUUGCCAAAAAGGCCAGCAUUCAAGAACAGGACCAUGUUCUCAUUUUGAGUGAUGGGAAGAUGCUGGGAAAUGAGCAGCUAAGCUGGGCUCUGGAAAGGUGUGGAGUGACAAAUCAUAGUACGGUAUAUGUUGUCUUGAAGCAAUACAUCCCAUUGUCCUCAGAGGUUGUUGAUGGUAAACAAACUGGCUGCACCAUUCCAAGGCAGAACACCGUGGAAUCACCCUGGGACAGUUGCGAAAGGUCGCAGCCGUGA